This is a messenger RNA of Ictalurus furcatus (blue catfish), 2868 nucleotides long. RefSeq names its product corticotropin releasing hormone receptor 1 (gene crhr1). Gene Ontology annotation, molecular function: corticotropin-releasing hormone binding; corticotropin-releasing hormone receptor activity; corticotrophin-releasing factor receptor activity. Gene Ontology annotation, cellular component: neuron projection; plasma membrane. Gene Ontology annotation, biological process: adenylate cyclase-activating G protein-coupled receptor signaling pathway; cell surface receptor signaling pathway. NCBI's taxonomy places the organism in Eukaryota, Metazoa, Chordata, Actinopteri, Siluriformes, Ictaluridae. The record is from RefSeq and is a predicted model, not a curated record. Bases 627 to 1964 code for a protein of 445 amino acids. The transcript has 14 exons.
GCUUCGUCACUCUGGUAGUCUGCGUAUUAAUGAAACGCAAGUAGUUUAGGAGAGACUGGUGGAGCGCAAGGCGAUCUGUACACGGAGAACAUUCAUUUAGGAAGAAGAAGAAGAAGAAGAAGAGAAAAAGGAACGCAGGUGGGACAAAACUGGAUCCGUGAAAAGGAAAAGUUCAUUGUGUUGCUGCAGGAUUUAAAAGCAAGCAAACAAACAAACCGGCGCGUUAUAUGUUCGUAGGGGACCUCUGAAUUGGGAAGGACAGGACAGAGGUGUUAAGCGCACAUCUGCAUGGACAGUCACUGAGGAUUUGGAGACAUUCAAUGCGCACGAGCUCGGGGAUUCCCUUAUAACCGCAGGAACGAAAAUCCGGCAAUUGCAAUUAUUCUUUCAUUAAGAUGUAGCCUGAUGUGUACACCUCUUCCCAGAAUUAUCCAAGCAGCAUUCCCUUACAGGCUCUUCUAUUAAUCCAUCAUCAGAGUUCUGAAAAAUUCGUCCACACAGAGUUGGAACAUGUGGAAGUGACUCAAGACGAGGAGACGCGCGGGCUUGCUUUCUUUAGCGAGCUUCAUUAGGUUCCUCUCGGCGUUCCUCCAGGCGUGAGAUAUCGGGGAGACAUUUCAGCGAUCAUGCAUUUCCUUCUACGUCCUCAGGUGUUUUCGAUCUGGAUCACACUAUUCUCUGGGGCCACAUCUGAGCUCACAUGCGACACUCUGCUACUGCUCUCCACCAACCUCACAGCUCGCACCUUAAUACUAUGGAACCAGACGUCGAGCUCAAGUAAUGCCACAGGUACAAGCUCAAGUAAUGCCACAGGUACAAGCUCAAGUAAUGCCACAGGUUUGUUCUGUAAUAUAUCUGUAGAUGGCAUCGGGACAUGUUGGCCCAGGAGCAACGCAGGGGAAAUAGUAGCACGUCCGUGUCCUGAGACCUUCUUGGGUGUCCGCUACAACACCACCAAUAACGUCUACAGAGAAUGCCUCGCCAAUGGAACAUGGGCGAAGAAGGGGAACUAUUCUCAGUGUCAGGAAAUUCUCAAUGAAGAGAAAAAGAGCAAGCUGCACUACCACAUUGCAGUGAUUAUAAACUACCUUGGCCACUGCAUCUCUCUCGGAGCCCUGCUGGUUGCCUUCAUUCUCUUUAUGAGGCUGAGGAGCAUCCGCUGCCUUAGGAACAUCAUUCACUGGAAUCUGAUUACGGCUUUCAUCCUGCGCAAUGCUACAUGGUUCGUAGUGCAACUGACCAUGAACCCAGAGGUGCAUGAGAGCAAUGUGAUCUGGUGCAGGCUGGUUACAGCAGCGUAUAAUUACUUUCAUGUGACUAACUUCUUCUGGAUGUUUGGUGAGGGCUGCUAUCUGCACACGGCCAUCGUGCUGACUUACUCCACUGAUAAGCUCAGGAAGUGGAUGUUCAUCUGUAUCGGCUGGUGUAUUCCCUUUCCUAUCAUCGUUGCAUGGGCCAUUGGUAAGCUGUAUUACGACAAUGAAAAGUGCUGGUUUGGAAAACGAGCUGGUGUUUAUACUGACUACAUCUAUCAGGGCCCCAUGAUCCUUGUUCUUCUGAUCAACUUUAUUUUCCUUUUCAACAUCGUGAGGAUCCUGAUGACAAAGCUAAGAGCCUCCACCACAUCAGAGACGAUUCAGUACAGGAAAGCUGUGAAGGCCACUCUGGUCCUGCUGCCUCUCCUCGGCAUCACCUACAUGCUUUUCUUUGUUAACCCUGGAGAGGACGAGAUCUCCCAAAUCGUCUUCAUCUAUUUCAAUUCUUUCCUCGAGUCCUUUCAAGGUUUCUUCGUGUCUGUGUUUUAUUGCUUCCUGAACAGUGAAGUCCGUUCGGCUGUUCGGAAGCGCUGGCACCGCUGGCAGGACAAGCACUCAAUCCGGGCACGGGUGGCACGGGCCAUGUCCAUUCCCACCUCGCCUACCCGGGUCAGCUUCCACAGCAUCAAGCAGUCAUCCGCUGUCUGAUCUUAACUGAUCUCGAGCACCACAACUUUCCUUUUAGUGCACUCCCCCUACCCUCCAUUGCUAAGCAAACCCAGGGAACAGCUGCAGUCCAAACAGGGUAUGAGACUUUCAGUUGAAUAACUCCCCAAAAGCGGUGUGCCAAUGUAGACACAAGUUCAAGACUCGUCUACCAGGGUGGUGGAGAAAAGAGAGAUGGUAAGAAGAAACCUGGAGCAGGAGAUACCCUCUGAUCAAGUGAGGGGGGGGGGUGAGAAUUGAUCAUCCUCUAAAGAAGAAAAGGCUAGAAAUUCCAAGCUCCAAAAUCACACUGUGGUGGGACCUGUCUAGUUGUAAAGGUCAAAGUUUAAUUUAAUUACUCUUUUUGCGUGAGGGAUUUUUUGGUCAGAGACUGCUGGCUCAGCUACACCGGUCAAAUCAGGAUAAAGUCGUAUCAGGAUGAAGCCUGGAAAUAUUAUGGAGAAGUCUGUCAAAUACCUGCAGCUUCAAAUCAAAGUAUUUGGUGAACUUUGAUGGUGGCACACUUUCCAUGAGGUUAUAGAUGGAACAUGUCUAUUUAGGAUAAAUAUUUUUUGUUGUUAUUAGAGAGCUGAAGUAUAGUAUGUCAAAAUGGGUAUAUGUUCAGAGAAUAUAUGGACCAUCUCUAAAUAUAAAAUGAUUGCAGCGUUCUCAGUCUGCUACCCUUUAACAUAAGGAGACAUUUUAAACAUGAAUACUCAGUUGAGUCUUUUUUGCUCUCUUCAGUUCAGGGAUUCCGACAGUCAGUUAUCACAGACAGGGUACAGAAAUUUGUUAAAACACCACCCUUUCUAAUAUCACAGCUUCUCAAAUGUUUUCCCACAAUUUGUACCAUUCCAUUUGCCAAGUUAAACAGAGAUUACCUAAGACAGUAGUAACUACAGUCAAC